AUGUUGGGGACUCUGCCAGAUCUCCAGAAGACAAAUUUGAAAGACUAUGUGGCACCUUUAGUACAUGCAUACAAUGCAAAAAUCCACGGUUCUACCGGCUUUUCUCCUUUCUAUUUAAUGUUUGGACGUGAACCUCGUCUACCUGUGGAUGUCGAGUUUGGAGUGACUCCUCAUACUGCAUGUUCAGGGAGAUUUGUGGAUAACCUUAGACAUGCAGAAGCGCAGAAGCAUUCACGUCUAGCUGCGGACCGAAACAAGCGUUAUUAUGAUGUAAAGAAAAGUGAAGCACAGCAGGAACAAAGGGAUAGAUUCUUAGUUAGAAAUUGCACACCGGCUGGAAAACUUGAUAACAAGUGGGAGCAGCAUGU
This is a messenger RNA of Exaiptasia diaphana, 368 nucleotides long. RefSeq lists its product as uncharacterized. The transcript has a single exon. The record is from RefSeq and is a predicted model, not a curated record. The annotation marks the transcript as partial. Lineage: Eukaryota; Metazoa; Cnidaria; Anthozoa; Actiniaria; Aiptasiidae. Gene Ontology annotation, molecular function: nucleic acid binding.